Messenger RNA from Cladophialophora yegresii CBS 114405, 1467 nucleotides. RefSeq lists its product as uncharacterized. The coding region runs from base 1 to 1467 and encodes 488 amino acids. The transcript has 5 exons. The record is from RefSeq and is a predicted model, not a curated record. Gene Ontology annotation, biological process: transmembrane transport. NCBI's taxonomy places the organism in Eukaryota, Fungi, Ascomycota, Eurotiomycetes, Chaetothyriales, Herpotrichiellaceae. Gene Ontology annotation, molecular function: transmembrane transporter activity.
AUGCACGUCGAAAACAGCAUCGAAGAGGUGGAGCGGAAGGGCCAGGACCUGAACCAGGAUGCUUCUGUUGCCGACCCUCACAAUCCUCUCACUUGGAGUGUAUGGCGCAAGCUCACCCUCCUUCUCGUCGUCGGCAUAUGGAUCUUACUGGGCACGUCCAACAUCAUCAUCAUUGCACCAGCGAUUCAGACCAUCCCGGUGGAGUUUCAUUCCUCAUUUGACAGCUCCACCUACAUGGUCGGGGGUCCUCUCCUGGCUUACGGCAUCUCCUCCUUCCUGUGGGUGCCGGUGGCGAACAGGUACGGGGUCAGACUGGUCUUCGUGCUCGCUGCUCUCGCUGCCGGAUGCAUGGACUGCUGGGCCGCCAAAGCGACCUCGUUCGGCAGCCUCGUCGCUGCAAGGACACUCGCUUCUUUCUUCUACGCCCCGCCGGAGACAUUAGGCCCUCAGUUGGUCGGUGAUGUGUUCCAUCUAAAAGACCGGGCCAAGGCCAUGACAUGGAUCGGGAUCUUGCAAGCCAGCGGAUUUUCCGGAGGACCGCUUGUUGGGGCCUUUAUCAUCCAAGACCAAACCCUUGGCUGGCGCUGGGUUGAAUGGAUACUAGCGAUCAUCACCUUCGCGACUGCGGUCCUCAUGCUUUUGUUCGUCCCGGAGACGCAGUAUACAGGAAAUCCAGCGGCAGGAGCUUCGACAAGAUCAUGGAAAGAUGACCUCCGGUUCUGGUCGGUCAGUGGUGGCGGAACACCCAAAGAACGCGGUGUUGCUCAUGGACUCUUGACCAUUCUACCAUACUUCGGCCAUCCGAUCGUCAUUCUGAACACGGUGUUCUUCUCGCUCACUCUGCUGGUCACGACCUACACCCUGACCACCCAAUCCAUCACCUACCUGACCGUGUAUCCGUUCUCGAUCGGGAACUCGGGGCUUACCUUCCUCGCACCGCUGAUCGGGACGUGGGGAGCCAUGCUGUUCUGCGGCGUGCUCGCCGACCGUCUCUUUCUUCGUCUAGCACGAAAGGAGCGACACAAGCCACAGCCGGAACGCCGUCUGCCGCUUCUCAUCGUCACCGGCGUGGUCGGAAUAGCGGGAUCCCUCCUGUUCGGCAUCUGCACGCAGGAGAAAUGUCAUUGGGUGGCCCCACUGUUUGGGUCCUGCUUUGUGAGCUUCUGCUUCAUCUCCUCCCUGAGCAUCUCCUUCGCAUACCUUCUUGACGUGUACGAAGCCAAGAUGGAUACCGUCAUGGUGAUUGACAACGGCAUGAAGAACCUCGCGGCAUUUGGAAUCAGCUACGCCAUUGUCCCGUGGAACACAAGCGCCGGGUAUUCGGUGCCCUUUGUGGUCAUGGCGGCGAUCCUGCUGGUCGCACACUUGCUGAUGGCGUUGGUAUACCUCAGAGGCAAGCAGAUGAGGGAAUGGACGGUGCGAAAGUUCACCACGACUGGGCCUGUGCAUCAUGGAGACGCCUUCUGA